GUGCCAUUUGAGACGCGUUGGCAGCACCAGCAGCACAAAAUGUAAACAGGAAAAAAAAUCGAGAAAAAUACAAACAAUACAGACAAAAAACGUAAGAAGCGCGUGAAGAAAAAGAUAAAAAAUUUUUAGUGUGCCGAACGAGAACGCAACGCAACGCAAUAAUUGAAAAGCAAAGCGACAGCGCAACGCAUUACGUACAACGUACACACCUCGGACAUGUCCAAUGAGCGUGUGGACACGGGCAACGACGAAGUGCCAAUGCCAGUGGCAGUACAAGAACAAGAGCAGGCUGAAAUGGAGCCCAGCAUAUCCAUGUCCAUGCCCACGAUGCCUGUGUCGAAGGGCAUUAUGAUAACGCCACCGCCACCAGUGAUGCCCCCAACGCCGACAUCGUCGCCCAACACACACGGCGAAUGGCCCAAUCUGAAUCCCAAUGCCAAUCCAUUCCAGCUGAGCAGAGAUCGCAGCGGAACGGGGGAACGGGAACACUUUGCAUUGCCGCAUCUGCCGCCGUUGCCACUUAACGUUGACUAUCUGCCGAGCCUAAUACAUCCCAGCACCCUGCCAUCGAGCAGCAAGAGCUUCAAGAUGCGUCCGCGCAUGAAGCGUCUGAUGUACUGCAGUUACAAUAACAUCCUAACCGAGUCCAAUAAUCGCAAAUUGCGCACCGCCGCCUCCACCUGCAAUAUUGAGCUGCUCAAUCGCAUACUGGAAUCGGGCGGCAAUCCCAAUGCCGCCGAUGAAUACAAUCGCAGUCCAUUGCAUUUGGCUGCAUGUCGUGGCUAUAUACCCAUUGUGCAACAGCUGCUCAAAUUUGGAGCCAAUCCCAAUGUGAUUGACUCGCUGGGCAAUACACCGCUCCACCUGGCGGUUAUUUCGGCCAGCUCCAAUAACUUCAAUGUGGUUGUGCGUGUGCUCCUGCAAGGUGGCGCCAGUGUGCACAUGUUUGACCGCAGCGGCAAGUCGCCAUUGGAGUUGGCCGAGGCGAAAUUGCGACUGCUGCGCAAUCGCUACGAUCAUCCCACACCUGAGACCGCCAAGAUCCUUGAGGAUAUGUGUAUGCUAACCACUCUCAUAUUGCGCUACAUGGUAAAGCAGCAGCGAGAGCUGGAGGAUCUAUCAGCGCUGGAGAAGCGACUGCAGAACCUGAGCACCAGUGAUGAUCAAGAGCAGGUGGUGUCCCAGACGGCUGACGAGCUGCUCGCCAGUGUCGAGCGUUUAUCCAUCAACAACAAGUAGAAGAGAAGGCAAAAAGAAAACGCGGGCUCAAAUUGCGUGCAAAAGGUUUUUUUUACGUUUCCUAAUUUGGCUGCCGUUGAGUUGGAGUUGGAUUUCGUGUGUGUUAUCCCACUGUGCAUUCCUGGAGAUGCAGAGACACGCACACACAACCAACGCUCACAUACACACACUCAACACACACACACACAUGUUUCAUGCGAUCUUCUUUAUUAAGUAUUUCAUUUAAGUUUUCAUUGUUUACGCAAACAAACAA
Molecule: messenger RNA, 1492 nt
Organism: Drosophila albomicans
Lineage: Eukaryota; Metazoa; Arthropoda; Insecta; Diptera; Drosophilidae
Product: ankyrin repeat domain-containing protein 54
Exons: 2
Coding region: 217-1239 (340 amino acids)
Molecular function (GO): protein binding
Source: RefSeq, a predicted model, not a curated record